This is a messenger RNA of Boleophthalmus pectinirostris (great blue-spotted mudskipper), 1075 nucleotides long. RefSeq lists its product as uncharacterized. The record is from RefSeq and is a predicted model, not a curated record. The transcript is spliced from 2 exons. Bases 170 to 349 code for a protein of 59 amino acids. NCBI's taxonomy places the organism in Eukaryota, Metazoa, Chordata, Actinopteri, Gobiiformes, Gobiidae.
ACGCUCACCCUCGAGCAUUAUGCCGUAGAAACAGAGGGGUUUCCGGUCUUCCUCCUCUCGGUUGAAGGAAAAUCAAAUUCCUCCUGUUGUAUAAUCGUGUGUGGAUUGCUGUAAUCCGCUGAGUGAACCCGGCACCGAGGAGCAAGCUUGAAUUUCCUUUGAAGAAGUUAUGAUUCGACACAGGAUAAGACUGCCUCUUACCCAAGUGGCAAUGGCCGUUCUAAUUGGAAUUGCUGGAGGCGUUUAUAUUUACAAACCAUGCUUUGAACCAGUACGAACACGGACUGCAACAUCUACAACAAACCAGAUGAACCCAGAAGAGCAAAAGAAAGAGAAUCAAACAAACUGACACUAUGUUAUGUUCCAAGAGAGAAAGUAUAUAUAUACAUAUAUAUACAUAUAUAUUUUUUUUUUCUUUAAUUACUGAUGUACACACAUUUUGUUUGGAGUGCAUGCAUGUUUUGUCAUUAGUACAUGUUUUAAAGGUGCAUUAUGGAACUUUUGGGAUAAGAAUCUGUCACCUGCUUGUCUCCACGGAGAUGUUAUUACGUUGUCUAUAACGUUUCAUAGCAGUUACACUCAACAAUCUCUUGGCCAUGGUAGCAAGCAGGCGACAACCAGGCCAAGUUUCAGGCCUGUGUGGAAAGUUGACCCCCAAAGAGUAAAAUUUGUGUUAUUUCAUAAAUGCAAGACAUACAGGCAAAUCAGUAACAUCAAGCAGAUGGCAGACCCUCUGCCGGAAAAGUUACAUAGAGCAUCUUUAGGAUCACUUUAGGAUCCAUGCCAAAUUAUACUGUGCAGCUGGUGUGACCGUUAUACUAUUUUAGGGCUCAGUGGGUUUUGUCCAUUUGGCUCUAUGAUGGCAGCCGUCCCAUGCUUCCCACAGGGAUUAAAAUUUAUGGACGAAAACAGCACUGAGUCAAGUCUCUGAGAAAUCUACACAUUCAUAGAGCUGUGGCCUGGAGAGACAGCAAACUUAUAUAGAUGGCUAUAACUAUAUUUUAAUAUGUUAUUGAUCGAUAUAGGCAAAAAGUGACAUACCCAAAAAAUGUAUAAAUAAAAUAAUUCAAACGUA